This is a messenger RNA of Paramecium primaurelia, 612 nucleotides long. NCBI's taxonomy places the organism in Eukaryota, Ciliophora, Oligohymenophorea, Peniculida, Parameciidae. The record is from the annotation of a GenBank genome assembly.
AUGAAAUAAAACUCAUAUUUUUAAUAGAGUUAGGAUUUUAAAUGUAGAGAUCAUCCUGAAAAUCUUGCUCUUUUCUGGUGUAGAUCAAAAGAUUGUAAUGAGAAUAGAAUUUUCUGUCUGAAUUGUCAAAAAUAGAAUAAACAUAUCUAGCAUUAUAAUGAAGAUGUUCUUAGUAUUCAUGAAUUAACUUAAUUUUUAAUUAAUUAAUCAAGACUACCAAAAAAUCUUAUUGAAGAAUGUCAACUUUAAUAAUAAUCAACAAUUAAAUCAUUUGAUAAACUCAUUUCUGGUUUAUCAUACAAAUUUUGUGGAAUAGAAGAUAAAUUAAAUUAAUUUAAUCAUUAUUAAACAUAAUAAGCUCUUGAUUCUUUGAUUAAAUUUGAUGAAUUUAAGAAUCAUAUGAAAAAUAAUAUUUUAGGAAGGUUAAAUAAAUUUUAGAAAAUCUUAGAUGAUCUUUUUAUUAAAUUAGAAUUACAUCUGAUUUAAUAUUAGAUUACUGAUGAAUAGAUUGAAUUCAAUAAAUAGGAAUAAUAAAAAGGUUUUGAUUAAUCUUAUUAUAGGUAUCUCUUUAAAUAAAAGUAAUAAAUAAAAUGAAGCAAUUUAGCUAUUUGA